Osmia lignaria (orchard mason bee) is the source of this 6957-nucleotide messenger RNA. RefSeq lists its product as uncharacterized. Lineage: Eukaryota; Metazoa; Arthropoda; Insecta; Hymenoptera; Megachilidae. Gene Ontology annotation, cellular component: extracellular region. Gene Ontology annotation, molecular function: chitin binding; chitinase activity. The record is from RefSeq and is a predicted model, not a curated record. Gene Ontology annotation, biological process: chitin catabolic process; carbohydrate metabolic process.
AGGUUCCGAUGGAGGUGGAGACGACCCAUGAAAGUAACAGUGCCUUCUCCACCUUCUGAUUCCGAUCGAAGCUCGUUCGCUCAGUCUCACUCUCCUUGCUCUGGAGAACGGUGCUGAACGCGAUUUCUAUAAGUGUCCUUCGGUGUCGUCGUCCAGAUACAAGGUCGCGGGUGCACCGGAAACGUGGCCGGUGAAUCGAGAACUCGUGUCUAUGCAAGCAUAGUGCGCGAUGUGCUCGACCUGAAGGGGAUUACGACAGAAACAAUUACGACAACAGGCUGGAUCGUGGAACGAUAAAAAUGGGCUGGGGUACUCGAACCACCUCGAUGCUUCUCUGCCUCUGCAUUAUUCUACUCGCGAUCGUUCACAACGCUAACGCGGAACGUAAGGUCGUGUGUUACUACACCAAUUGGUCGAUCUAUCGGCCAGGAACGGCCAAGUUCUCACCGCAGAACAUCAAUCCGUAUCUCUGCACCCAUUUGAUAUACGCUUUCGGUGGAUUCACCAAGGACAACGCUUUGAAACCAUUCGACAAGUACCAGGACAUCGAGAAAGGUGGUUACGCCAAGUUUACCGGUCUGAAAACGUACAAUAAAAACUUGAAGACCCUGCUGGCCAUCGGUGGUUGGAACGAAGGUUCCAGCAGGUUCUCACCGAUGGUCGCCUCAGCCGACAGAAGACGGGAAUUAGUGAAGAACACCAUCAAGUUUCUUCGGAAGAAUCAUUUCGACGGCCUUGACCUCGACUGGGAGUAUCCAGCUUUCAGGGACGGUGGGAAACCGCGAGACAAAGAGAACUAUGCCACUUUGGUUCAGGAACUUAGAGAGGAGUUUGAAAGGGAAUCAUCGAAGACCGGAAGACCGCGACUUCUGCUGACGAUGGCGAUGCCAGCCGGUAUCGAGUACAUCGACAAAGGCUACGAUGUUCCCCGAUUAAACGAGUAUCUGGAUUUCAUCAAUCUCCUCUCGUACGAUUACCACUCGUCUUACGAGCCGGCUGUUAAUCAUCAUUCCCCUUUGUAUCCUUUGGAGGAGGACAACGAGUAUAAUUACGACACCGAAUUAACCAUUGAUUACACGGUUAAUUAUCUUCUGAAUAAAGGUGCCUCUCCCGAGAAGAUCAUUCUAGGUAUACCAACUUACGGACGAUCUUACACGCUGUUCAAUCAGGAUGCUACCGAAUUGGGAUCACCAGCGGACGGGCCAGGAGUGAAAGGUGAUUCGACCAGGGAAAAAGGAUAUCUCGCUUAUUUCGAGAUCUGCGAGAGUCAGGCGCAGUCGGACGAAUGGGAGGUGGUGCAACCGAAUCCGAAGGCAAUGGGUCCUUACGCGUUCAAGGGGGACCAGUGGAUAGGCUACGACGACGAGAGCAUGGUCAAGCUGAAAGCCAAGUACGCGAACGAGAAAAACCUGGGCGGAAUAAUGUUCUGGACGAUCGACAACGACGAUUUCCGUGGAAAGUGUCACGGCCGUCCGUAUCCUUUGAUCGAAGCUGCGAAAGAGGCUCUUUUGACCGACAGCACAAAUGUGAAUCAAAAGUCCCAGAACGUGGACAGGAAGAGGACACGAACGGAAGGAGUUCAGAGCAACAGUAUAGGAAAGAAAUCGUCGGGUGCGAGGAGAAGCACCACGACUGCAGCACCCGCCGUCAAGAAGCGAGUUUCUCCUUCCAGGCCGAAGUAUAGAACCCUUUCGCGAAAUAAAAGCCAGCACGAGGAGGAAGAGGAUCAAGAGGUCGAUCGACGCUCGUACGAUCACUCUUCCGAGGAGGAGGAGGACAACUCUGAGAGUAAAAGUAGGCACAAGAAUCGAUCGAAUCCGAAUAGAAAUCGUAGGAAGCAAACGCGUCGCAAGGAAGAUAGCAAAACUGAUUCCUCGGAAGAAUCUCUGAGUAACAAGCUGACUACCCCGGAACCUCCAACGACGCCCGAUCCGGGAACAGAUUUCAAGUGCGAGGACGAAGGAUUCUUCCCGCAUCCUCGGGAUUGUAAGAAAUAUUUCUGGUGCCUGGAGAGCGGUCCAGGAGGCCUCGGCGUGGUUGCUCAUCAGUUCACCUGUCCAUCGGGCCUGGUGUUCAACAAGGCCGCCGAUUCCUGCGAUUAUCCGCGGAACGUGAUAUGCCCGAAGUCGAAACCGUCGACGUCGAGCGCGUCGACUACCAGGGCGCCGAUAACCGCCGCCACCAGUCGCACCACCUACCUCUACAGCACCACCCGUCGACCGUCCACCGAAAAACCGGACGCCGAUGAGGAAUACGAGUAUUACGACGAGGAAGACGAAGAUGAAGUGGAGGAAGAGGAGAAAGAACGCAAAGUUUCGACCACAACUCCGAAACCGCUUCUGUAUAAAACGAUUAAUAGAAGCAGAUCGACUACUACCUCGACGACUACCACGACGACGGAAACACCUUCGAAAUCGGAGAGAAACCAUCAACCGGAUAAACUAAUCGAUUUCGAGGACGAGGAAGAUCCUAAGGUCAUCAAGGAGCUGAUAAAGCUGAUUAAGAAAGCGGGUGGGAUAGAGCAGCUCGAGAAGCAAUUAUUGUUUCAAGAGAAAAGCGCUAACGAGACGGUGAACUCCGGUAACGAUAACGCGACUCCGGCGACUAUUAGUCGAACAUUGUACGAACGGGUGUUGAGUCGUCAAGCUGGCAAAAUCGGUAACAGACAACUGUCAUCGGCGAACGGUCCCGGUGGAGCGCAGUUCGACGGUCUCGACGAGGUUCCCGAAGUGAAGAGUCUCAGACGAUCGCACAAGCCUCAAUACGUCACCAUCGAGAGAUCCAAACCGUCCAGCCGACCACCGACCGAAGGGGAGGAUAUGGAAAAGGAAGAUUCAGAGGACGACACCGCGGACGUGGCUUCCUCCGAGGAACAAACGGUCAGCAAUCCGUUCCUCGCGAGUUCCACGCAAAGAGCAACGCCGAAUUACAUUAACAUCAGGCGGGCUCGACCUUCGACGACAACCUCGAGAAAUGAGAACGAUGUCGAGGAGAGGAACAGAGACGCGGAAGAAGGCUCGACCGUUCGUCAACGACGUCCAAAUUUAUCUUCCAAGACCAAGAAUAACGAUUUCACCGAAGAUGGCAAGGAACAGGAGUCUGGUUCAUCCAGCAGCGAAGAAAGCUCGCCAACGACUAAAUCCAGGUACGUGAGCGUUCAAAGGUUCAGAAGCACGACUCCACAGCCGACGGAAGUAGUCCCGGAUAUUGCGGCCACCAGCCAAGAACCGGUCACGGAACCGAUCGUCUCCAGUGAAUCGUCGAAGAUCGAGGAAAAAGCUGAUACGAUAUCAACGACGACACCUUUGUCCGUUCGAUCGAUCGUUUCUUCGACGCGAACCGUGGUCACCGUCGAGGCGGAAACGGAGGAGCCGAUCUCAAACGCGACAAGUUCGAGCAGCACCGAAUCGGUGAAACUCGUCGACGAUUCCGCGACGGAAAUCCUUUUAACCACCGCACCGGCGAGCUCGUCCACGUUUUCCUCAGCGAGCACGCGAGCCAGCGGCGCGACCGUGUCACAGCCGAGGCCAUUCGGCUUCAAUCAAAGAAACAGAGCGUCGACAGCGUCGACCGAGCCGACGAGCAGCAGCCCGUUGCCAGCGGCCAACGAACAAACCAGGUCCAAGGUGAGUAUAUCGUCGCGAAACAACGCGCGAUCGUCCUUUUUGCCAGGACGGGGUCGAUUAAGGCCGAGGCAGGAGCAGGAAACUCGAAACGACCCCGAACAACCGGAAAGCAGCACUCGUGCUUCCGGCAGAACGAGAAGUAGAGGCGUCAGCAGAUACACACCGCCCGCUCACAGAUCCAGAAACGAGGAAUCGAACAAUCUGGUUGUCAGAGAACGCGCUCGAACCACCGAAUCAACUUCCACUACCAUCUCCGCUACAGACACUUCCAGAAGGAAAUUCCGUAGACCGACUUCCAGAACCACCACCGCCGAAUCGGUGAAAACUAACGAACUCGAGGACAGUCCGAUCGUUAGAAUCGGUCAAGGCUCCGCGAGAAGAAACUCGCCUUCGAGAUCGAGAAGCGUGAUCAAGGAGGACGAUAAUGACGAUAGGAUUACAAACAUCAAGGUGUUUAGAAAACCGAGCGCGGUAAACAGAGACGCGAGGACCAGGUACACCAGGAAGAGGAACAACGCGGAAGAAUCAACGACGCCGUCUACGACCGUUUCCACGACUUCGACGACGAUUUCAACGUCGAUUCUUACGACCGUCCAAGAUACUUUAACGGAUACCACGACGGUAUCUUACGCGGACUCUGUGGACGAGCUCGACGCUUCGAUUACCACCACCGCGAUUGAUUCUGGAAUCGAAACGACUACCGAGUCGAUAGUGGAGAACGAGGUGGUCACAGUGACUCUGGAUAAUCGAUCGAACUCUACCGAACCUACCACCGUAGAUAGUAUCCAAGAUUUCGAUGCGAACGUGAUUAAAAUCGUGUUCCCAGCGAACAACGACAAACCAGAGAACGCGAAUGCGACGAAUACGAAAAGAAGGAAGGUUCUGUUGAGAAAACGACCGGUUGCGUCCAGCACGAUCGCGUCGCAACAGGAAGAAUCGGAGGAUGAGGAUGAAAACAAGCUGGUUCAUUAUCGCAGAAGGAAAGUGAUCAAACGUGUACGUCCGAUUCAAAUCGUCCCCGCGACGGAGGAUGAUGAAAUUUUACUGAGAUUCGAAUCCACGUCGAACCCGCGGAUCCUAGAGGAUAUCUCGACCGAAGGUCCAGCCGUAUCGACUACGGAUUACGAUGUCCUCGAUGAUUCGACGAGGCUCACCUUGGAAACGCCAUCAGCGGAGACUGAAGUAACCGAGGAUUUCAGCGAUGCUCUUACCGUCGCCUCGACGAUACUCGAUAAUUUCACUACUGAAUCAUCGACGAUGGAGAAAGAAGAGGAAACCGAGUCGACGACGUCGUUUUUGAUCAACGUCACGGAACUGGACAACGCUGUCAGCGAGACUUUACCGCCGACGAGUCGACUGGAAACUCUGCCGACUACCGUUUCACUCUCGACAACGUCUCUGCCUUCGCAGGCGAACCGUAGAUCGGAGACGGAUAACAACACGUAUUACGUAGAUUCCAGAUACGUGAGGAAGAAGUUCGUACGAAGACGACCAGUUGUCGCGUCGGAGAACGCUAGCGAUCGGUAUCAAGCCGCUUCCAGCACGGAGAAGAGCGAGCCAGAGGGUCAAACGAAACGCAGAAAGGGUCUGUUCGUUCGUCGCAGACCGGUUCCGGUUUCAUCGACGACUAAAACCACGCGAUUCGUCGAAGAGGAGAGAGAUGAAGAGGAUACAAGUUCGGUGAUCAACCGAGCCGACGAUCAGACUCCUUACGCUAUUAAUCUGUCCACUAGAAGCGACUCGGAAGAUUUUUGGAAUCGUUAUACGACCAGAAACCUGCCUCCAUCGGCGGAAGGGAAUCCCGUAGGAUUUGAACGUGGUAUUCAGGAAGAAAGCGAAACUGACCAAACGGAACGAUCCACGUCUCCCGGUAAUCGCAUCUCCGAAUCUCGUCCUCGGUACCAAGUUCCGGAUUCUCUGAAGAGGAUGGCGAACGCGGACAGCUUCUACCCUCCCAGUGAUUCCACGACAGAGGAGGCCGAAGAGGAGGAUUCGAGGACGAGAUACCAGAACGUUCGUCAGCCCAGGACUCGUUACAAGUACCGGGAAAUAACGAGGACCCGAAACGGUGAAUCCAUAGUCGACGCAACACCUGCCAGCCUCGAUUCUUCCGCGCAAAUAAGGAACAGAUUCUACGUUAGACGACCAACGGUGUCCAACGCGGAAGCGACAACGACAACCGUCACGGAAACCCUGAUUCCAGCUAAGAAGUUCGACUACGCGGCUGACGCUCACAGGAGGCAACAGUCUCUGAGAAGCAGCGCUCGCAGUCAGAACGAAGAUUCGACGAUUCAGAGUAAAGAAGGGGUUGAAAUACAGAACUCGAUCGACGCGGAUUACGCGACGACGCCUUCCCUGAAACCGUUGGUGACCAGAUUAGUCACCUCCGUCGAGGAAUCGGCCACCACGGAGAGGCAGAAGAUUCUAAUCAAAACCAAAUACUCCUCGUUAACCUCCACCACCAAGAUUCCUCUCCAGAGUACAAUUACUAAAGUGGAGAACACUGGAACCACCACUGUGAUGCCCAGCGUUUCCGACAGAGCUAACGAUUCCUCCGGCGUAGUUAAGGAAGCAAAAGAGGAAUCGGCCAACGAGAUUCGCCAGGGUCAAGUGGAAAGAUCCACGUUACCGAUCGAAGGAGAAUUUCUUUCUCAAGCGAAUCGAUUCACCACCACAGAGUCCCACGAAUCGUCGACGAUCGAGAUCGAGUCUGUUUUCAGUAACUUGAUCGGCAGCAGGGACUCCAACGAGUGAUGCUGCUUCCUUCUUCCUCACCGCCAUCAUGGAUACGAUUAAUGUACAUAAAUCAUCAUCUCAUCAUCAUUAUCAUUAUCAUUAUCAUCAUUCAUCAUCAUCAUCACACGUCAUCAAAGGUCUAACAGAAAUUUGGAAUCAUCAAAGAUGAACAGAAGGAGAUCCAUCCCUAUACGGAGACGUCGUCCGUGAUCUUUGUCUUUGCUCUCCCUCUCUUCUCCUUCGGGACGGAACGAGACUAAGCGAGGAACGACGAGAUAACCGAAGAGAAAGAUUCCGGGAGAUCGUCACUAAGCGCGCUACCCUCUUCUGAUUUUCAGGUCGCCGGCUCGCCGUCUAAUAGACUACCAACCCUCAAGGAAUUGAUCGGAUAUCGGACGAACGAAUACACCAGCGAUCCCGUCUUUCUCAGUUUACUUCCCCUUAAGUUCAACAACGAGCAAGUUGUUCCCCACGAAAGGGACACGAAUUUCCUUCUCAACGAAGACGCUAGUUCUUUUUCCAAUGAGACAGAGUCCUCCGAGGGAGGACCUUGGACGUUGAGGAAAAUCGAUGGGAAAAAGGGGGAAGGUUUAAU